AUGGGUAUCUCCCGCAGUUCCCGGCACAAGCGAUCGGCCUCGGGGGCCCAGCGUCCCCACUACCGCAAAAAGAGAAAAUUCGAGCUCGGCCGCCAACCCGCAAGCACGAAGCUGGGACCCAAGCGGAUUCACACUGUCCGCGUUCGCGGGGGGAACUUGAAGUACCGGGCACUGCGCCUUGACUCCGGUAACUUCGCGUGGGCGAGCGAGCACGUCACCCGGAAGACCAGGCUUAUUGUUGUGGCUUACAAUGCGUCGAACAAUGAGUUGGUCCGGACAAACACGCUUGUCAAGAGUGCUAUCAUUCAGGUUGAUGCCACUCCAUUCCGUCAGUGGUAUGAGGCCCACUACGCGCAGCCCGUAACGAAGAGGGGGACAAAGAAGGAUACGGCUGAGGCUACUCAAGAGGAGAAAAAGUUGUCGCACCACGUUGAGCGUAAGUUCGAAGAGAGGAAGAAGGACGCGAAGAUCGACCCUAUGCUUGACAGCCAGUUCGCUGCUGGCCGCCUAUACGCAUGUAUCAGCAGCCGACCAGGUCAGUCCGGUCGUGCGGACGGAUAUAUCCUCGAGGGUAAGGAGUUGGAGUUCUACCUCAGGAAGAUUAGGACCGGCAAGCAGAAGCAUGCUCACGCAGCGUAA
Messenger RNA from Sparassis crispa, 639 nucleotides. Its product is annotated as 40S ribosomal protein S8-B. Gene Ontology annotation, cellular component: ribosome; cytosolic small ribosomal subunit. The record is from RefSeq and is a predicted model, not a curated record. The coding region runs from base 1 to 639 and encodes 212 amino acids. Gene Ontology annotation, molecular function: structural constituent of ribosome. NCBI's taxonomy places the organism in Eukaryota, Fungi, Basidiomycota, Agaricomycetes, Polyporales, Sparassidaceae. The transcript has 6 exons. Gene Ontology annotation, biological process: translation; maturation of SSU-rRNA from tricistronic rRNA transcript (SSU-rRNA, 5.8S rRNA, LSU-rRNA).